Molecule: messenger RNA, 1215 nt
Organism: Orbicella faveolata
Lineage: Eukaryota; Metazoa; Cnidaria; Anthozoa; Scleractinia; Merulinidae
Molecular function (GO): oligosaccharide binding
Source: RefSeq, a predicted model, not a curated record
CCUCAGGUAGCAAAGUUUACAUUUUGAGGCAUGUCUUAGCUAAACACUGAGUGAGGCAUAAUUAAAUUUAUGUCAAGCGAACGACUGAUCGACCAGUUCUGGAUAUUACUUCGACAGAGAUCAACCAAUCACACCGUCUUAUUUCGUCAGCUUGAUCAAAAUGCCCCACCUUGAAAACUCCAAAGUAGCUAUGUAUUUGGUUACAUGCACACCCUGCAUUCCAUACAAAGCUCUGUUAAGUAAUGGACGUCAAAAAGGUAUUCUUGAUUAUUUUGUUGCAAGGAAUAGCGACUGUCGUUAUAUUUGCUGCCGAAAAGAACAUCACGAAUUCUCGUGCGGCAUACUUCACGACACGAGGAAAUAAGCGACUAAAAGGUCACGUUGUCAAACGGUUUGAAUCUCCAAGUUUGUUGUCGUGUGAGAACUCGUGUUUGUGGAACAGUUGGUGUACUUCCACUAAUUUCAAGACAGUAUCCAAGAAUGGCAAAGGAACGUGUGAGCUUAACAAGCACAAAGCUAUCGAUGGAAAUGCCCACUUUCAUGAUGAACAAGGAGUUAUUUUCUCUAAGCUCCUUAAGGGAUGCCUCCUAACCGGCUGUCUCAAUGGUGGCUCUUGUGAGAUGGACGAAGUGAAGCAAACAUUUACAUGUUCGUGCCCGAUUCCUUGGACUGGAGAAAAAUGUGCAAUCCAAAUUGCUGACACUAAGGCACACAAAGAUCCUCGUUCGUGUAACGAGUUCAAGAAAAUGGCAAACCAGAAGUUGGUGGAUGGAGAAUACCCGCUAAGAAUUGGAAACGAAACACUCAAAGUAAGUAAGAUUAACAAAAAACUAGCACCAACAUCAGGUGUAUAUAUUUUUAAAUAUGAAAUAUUAAAACAUGAAUUUCAGCAAUUCUUAGUUGUGUGGGGCACGGUGCGUUAUGUUUUUGUUAGAAGCUCUUUACUCUCACAGUUCCUCUCUCUACUUGAGCCAGGUAUACAGGCUUUCGCUACUCGUCCUUCUGCCAUGAUUUUGUAUACCGUUCUCUCUUUUGAACUGCCUUUUGUAGAGGGUCCACAAUAGGGUUCUCAGAUCCCGCUUUCCCGCCCAUUUUUUCCUGUUAAUCCCACCAUCCCGCCCUUUUUAGCCUGGAAAUCCCGAUCCCGCCUACUUUUCAAGGACGCUUCUGCGUUAAUUGUUAAUUUUUUUAAAUUAAUAAUUAAUUUAAUUAUUG